CUAUUGUUGGUGCCGUGCCUUCUUCUCUUGCAAGAAGCGUGUGCCGCGCGCCAUGGAGGGAUCUCUCUGAGGUCUCAACACAUGGCCCUCCUCCACUGGAAAGCAACACUUGCAACCCCACCGCUGCAGAUGAGUUCUUGGCAGGAAAACACCAGCCCCUGCAACUGGACGGGCAUCAUGUGCACGGCUGUUCCCCAUGGCCGCCGCAUGCCCUGGGUGGUGACCAACAUCUCCUUGCCAGAUGCUGGCAUCCGUGGCCAGCUUGGUGAGCUCAACUUCUUGGCUCUUCCGUUCCUCGCAUACAUUGACCUUACGAACAACAGUCUCCAUGGUGCACUACCCCCUAGUAUCAACUCCCUGUCAGCACUUUCGGUACUUAAACUUCCCUACAACCAGCUCACAGGGAAAAUUCCUCAUGGGAUUGGUGACCUGCAAAGUCUCAGAUGGCUUGAUCUCUCAUUCAAUAGACUCGCAGGACAUAUCCCUCCGUCUUUAGGCAACCUCACAAUGUUAACUAAUCUUACCAUUCACCAAACCAUGGUAUCAGGUCCCAUUCCUGAGGAGAUUGGGAGGCUUGUCAACCUACAAAUUCUACAGCUAAGCAACAACACCUUAAGCGGCAUGAUACCAAAAACCCUUGGAAACCUGACCCAACUAUAUCAUUUGGACUUGUUUAGUAAUCAACUUUCAGGGCCUAUACCCCAAGUACUAGGCAGACUAGUCCAUUUGCAAAUUCUUAUUCUUUGUAAAAAUGAUUUUUCAGGUCCAAUUCCAAUCUCCAUAACCAAUCUCACUAAGAUGAACACACUUUAUCUCAAUGAAAAUCAAAUCACAGGUCCAUUACCCCCAGAACUAGGCACCCUCGAUAUGCUAAACAUCCUUAAACUCGAAAAAAAUCAAAUGACAGGUUCAAUACCCCUAGAACUUGGCAACCUCACUAUGCUAAAUUCUCUGUAUCUCUAUACAAAUCAAAUCACAGGCCCAAUACCUUUAGAAUUGGGAUACUUACUAAACCUCCAGGAUUUAGAACUGGAUGACAACCAAAUAUCUGGCUCUAUUCCUGGCAUCAUAGGAAAUUUAACCAAGCUAGUACAACUUUCCCUCUCUGAAAAUCAGAUAACAGGUUUCAUCCCCCAGGAAAUUGGCAAUCUGAUGAACCUCCAAUAUUUAUACUUGGAUCUGAACCAAAUUUCGGGAUCAAUACCGAAAACUUUUGGUAAGUUGCAAGGCAUGCAACUACUGUCAAUCUCCGAUAACAAAUUAUCAGGUUCUCUUCCUCAAGAAUUUGGAGAUCUCACAAACCUUGUUAGACUAGGGUUGAAGAACAACUCACUUUCAGGACCUUUACCUGCAAAUAUAUGUUCAGGUGGCAGACUUCAACUUCUCGAAGUCGCUCGUAAUAUGUUCAAUGGCCCUAUUCCUAGUAGUUUAAAGACAUGUACGAGUUUGGUUGAAAUUUCCCUUGCAAAGAACCAACUAACAGGAGAUAUAUCUCAGCAUUUUGGUGUGUAUCCACAACUAACAGAGCUGAGCUUGACAUCAAAUAGACUCUCUGGGCAGAUCUCACCAAAUCUAUGUGCAUGUACCCAGCUAACGGUGCUACAUCUAGCACAAAAUAUGAUCACGGGUUCCAUACCUCCAAUCAUUUCUAAAUUGUACAACCUAGUAGAGCUAACACUCAGUUCUAAUCGUCUCAGCGGUAGGAUUCCACCAGAAAUCUACAGUUUAGCAAAUCUAUAUAAAAUGAACUUGUCAUCGAACCAAUUAUCUGGAUACAUACCUACACAAAUUAAAAAGCUGAGCAAUCUAGGAUACCUUGAUAUAUCUGGAAACAGAUUGAGUGGAUUGAUACCUGGGGAACUAGGGGCCUGCAUGAAACUACAGUUCUUGAAGAUCAACAACAGCUUCAGUGGGAGUUUGCCUGGUGCGUUUGGAAAUUUAGCAGGCCUGCAGAUCAUGUUAGAUGUGAGCAACAAUAACCUCAGUGGUGUGUUGCCGCAGCAACUUGGGAAGUUGGAGAUGCUAGAAUUUCUGAAUUUAUCACAUAAUCAGUUCAGUGGCAGCAUUCCAUCCUCCCUUGCAAGCAUGUUGAGCCUUUCAACACUCGAUGUGUCCUACAAUGACUUAGAAGGACCGGUCCCAACAACACGGCUACUUCAAAAUGCUUCAGCGAGUUGGUUUCUUCCCAAUAAAGGUCUGUGUGGCAACCUCCCUGGCCUGCCACCUUGUUAUUCAACCCCCGUAGCUUCUCACAAAAAGGGGAAGAUACUUGGUUUGCUUUUGCCAAUUGUUCUUGUGAUAGGUUUCGUCAUUGUUGCUGCAAUUGUUGUCAUAAUAAUACUUACUCGUAAGAAGAGAAAUCCACAAGAAAGUGUUACUGCUGAAGCAAGGGACCUAUUCUCUGUUUGGAAUUUCGAUGGAAGAUUAGCAUUUGAUGAUAUUGUAAGGGCAACAGAAGACUUUGAUGAUAAGUACAUCAUUGGAAUAGGGGGAUACGGCAAAGUCUACAAGGCACAACUCCAAGACGGGCAGCUGGUUGCUGUUAAGAAGCUUCAUCAGACCGAACAAGAGUUGGAUGAUGGAAGAAGAUUUUGUAGUGAAAUGGAAAUCUUAACACAGAUCCGACAACGAAGCAUUGUCAAAAUGUAUGGAUUCUGCUCCCAUCCAGCGUAUAAAUUUCUCGUUUAUGACUACAUUCAGCAGGGAAGCCUCCACAGGACAUUGGAAAAUGAGGAGCCAGCAAAGGAAUUGGAUUGGCACAAGAGAAUUGCUCUUGCAACUGAUGUGGCUCAAGCAAUAUCUUAUUUGCACCACGAAUGCAGUCCACCUAUAAUCCAUCGAGAUAUCACAAGCAACAAUAUCUUACUUGAUACAUCCUUCAAGGCUUUUGUCUCGGAUUUCGGCACAGCAAGGAUUCUUAAGCCCGAUUCAUCAAACUGGAGUGCACUUGCUGGAACAUAUGGCUACAUAGCUCCUGAACUCUCGUACACAUCUGUUGUGACGGAGAAAUGUGAUGUCUAUAGCUUUGGUGUGGUUGUACUAGAGCUAGUGAUGGGGAAGCAUCCAAGGGAUCUAUUAGACGGUAGUUUGUCAAGCGGGGAACAAGCUAUGCUGGUGAAAGAUAUUCUAGACCAACGACCAACAACACCACCAACAACAAAAGAGAAUCAAUUAGCUCUGCUCAUCAAGCUGGCCUUUUCUUGCUUGGAAUCUUCUCCAAUAGCAAGGCCAACGAUGAGGGAGGCACACCAAACACUCAUCCAGCAACCCUCUUCUAGUUCAUGCCCCGUGCCUUUUAGCGAACUUACAUUACAGGAAAUAAGAGACGCAUGUUGAUAUAUGAUCCAACUUCUAGUGAGAAGCCAGGGUCUAUCAUAGCGGAAGCCGAUUUAGGUUCCCGUUUUGCCUCGAGUCAUGUUGAACUCUGUAAUCCUGCCAUGUCAUCUCGAAGGUUUUAUUUUUAUAGCAACAAAAAAACGGUCCAUGCAGCGUGAGCCUGUUCACGACAUGGCCGGAUCAGUAGUUGCCUGCUGUUACAGUCGCCUCAUGGAAUGGGGCGAGUACCGGCAGUAGCGUCUUAGAACUUGGGGCAUGGUAAGGGACAUGGGAUGGCACAUCCGUGAAGCUUGGUCAUAGCGCAAGAUUAGGAUCUCUCUGUUAGCUAGUUGAGCUAAUGAGCUGUUUAAAUAAAGAGGAGAACAAGGCAGAAAAGCUGCAACGUU
Molecule: messenger RNA, 3722 nt
Organism: Triticum aestivum (bread wheat)
Lineage: Eukaryota; Viridiplantae; Streptophyta; Magnoliopsida; Poales; Poaceae
Product: probable leucine-rich repeat receptor-like protein kinase At1g35710
Exons: 2
Coding region: 82-3336 (1084 amino acids)
Biological process (GO): protein phosphorylation
Molecular function (GO): protein kinase activity; protein binding; ATP binding
Source: RefSeq, a predicted model, not a curated record